Messenger RNA from Coregonus sp. 'balchen', 6320 nucleotides. The record is from the annotation of a GenBank genome assembly. NCBI's taxonomy places the organism in Eukaryota, Metazoa, Chordata, Actinopteri, Salmoniformes, Salmonidae.
UUUCUAUUAAGAGGUACACAAUUGCGCGUGCGUGAAUUUGCUAGUUGUUCUUUCUUCUUGACCCGCAAAAUUCACCCCGCUCUGGUUUGCUUUUGCGAAUCUUAAUUUUUCAGGUACAGUUUUUCAUGUCACUCCAUACCACACCGUAUUUCUUCUAUAGUAACCAUGGAGGACGUUGUCCGGGUAGCGUUACUAUCUUGUGGCUGCAGCUAGCUAAUCACCAUCUUUGCCACCGUGCGUGGCCAAGUGGUUUUGCCCACAACAAGGCCAGCUGCGUUGUGUGUUUAUUAGUCGCCCUAAACAAAAAUGUGGACGAUCUAGCUAGAUAUUAAACGCUGUCUUUAUUUGUUUGUUUUGUUGACCCUCAGAAUGCAGCAAAGCAACACUCCUAGGCCAUCUUAUGGCGCUCCACCACAAAAGAGGUCCAGGAACGCUAAUGGAGGGGCAAACAACAGGGUAAGUCAGUCUCCCAUGGUAAUCAUGCCAAUUGUCCCCAGUUAUAUUAGGUUAGGAUUAUAGUUGUAUUUCUAGUCAUUCACAACCCAGAUGAAGUUGAUGAAUCCCAUCCUGAAUAGUGUAUAUUGUGAUAAAAAGGAAUCCAAAACAGUGGUUUUGAGAGUAGUACUGUGUACGUACUCUCUGUGUAUGGUCUUCUAACCUGUUUAAUUCCUGAAGUUGUGGCAGUGGUAUGGACCCUCACUAGCCGCCCUUGGCUGGACACUGCUGGAGUAGCAGGGUCUGAUCAGAGCUCCCUGGUCUCCUAAGACUUAGUGUUUCUGUGGAGACGCAGCUUGCUGCACUGCCCCUCAAUCAGGGCUUGAGUUACCCCAUGACUACUGGAUGCUAAAGAGUAUUGUGGGCAGCAGGAAUUCCAGUUAACUCUGUUACCAAGUGUAGAAGGGCUGCGACUAACGAGGGUAACAGGGGUUGGGUGUUUUCUCUGGGCAAUCCCAUGCCCUCUUUCUAUUCAGUGGGCUGUCAGUCCCCAUAGCUCAAGUCAUUUAUUUUCCUGCUGCGUUAUAAGCACUAGGGCUCACUGGCAGCUUGGUUCUAUGAUGCCCUUUGUGACAGAGCUAGAUUCUGAUUGGAACACCUGACUAGAGUACUUGUACUUUCGUUUCAAGAGUUCCCUCAUGUCACUGACAGGGUCAUUGAGGAGAGGCUGAAAUAAUAAUAAUAAUAUGCCAUUUAGCAGACGCUUUUAUCCAAAGCGACUUACAGUCAUGCGUGCAUACAUUUUUUUUGUAUUGGUGGUCCCGGGGAUCGAACCCACUACCUUGGCGUUACAAGCGCCGUGCUCUACCAGCUGAGCUACAAAUGACCUCUCUCUCUCUCUCCAUAGAGACGGGAGUGCAGUAGGGUUCUCCAAUGUUUUUCUGCUGUGUUCCACCUGAAGCUUUUGCUUAAACCAAACCAAUGUUUCUGUGCUGUGGUCCACCUGAAUCUUUUGCUUAAACCAAAUCAAUGUUUCUAUCCAGAACCCUAUCUUAAGCUGCAACCCUCUAGGGGGUCCUGACCCACUGUUUGGGGAACAGUGCAGUGGGGUUUACCCCUCUGCUGCCUCCUCCUGUCUCACUAAUGCCUGUCUGUCUCUCUCUCCUUCGGCCUGGUUAUCCCAACUGACAGAGAAAGCAGCCUAACUUCUCUGCUGACAUAGGUAAGUUCUGCCUCCACACAGCAUCGCUGCCUCUGAUAGGAGGUUGGGAGCUGUGACUUCACUUUUUUGCUGGUGGCUGAUUGGGCAGGGGGCAAGUCCAAGCGUGGGCUCUGGGCGCGUCUGAGAUUCACUGCCUCUUAGAGGUCGCUGUAAAUGCUAGUCAACUUCAAGUCACUGUCCACGGCCUUAGGCUGUGUGGCUCACAAGGGCUUUUCCCUAGUGUUCAUUUCAAUGACUUUCUGGAAGGUCUGUCUUUGAUACAAUGUGCACAAAUCUUUUUAGAUGCAUUAAAAGUAGUUUUAUUUCAUAAAACACUUUGGUCCAUGAUUUACAGUCUGAACAAUGCUAGAAACCACAACCUCGAACCUGUCCUCAUAGGUGUGCAGGUGUUCUCUGCAGUCCCGUAGAGCUGUUGCACCAUAUUGUUGCAGGUCAAAUCACUAAGGGUCCUGUCUGGGUCAGAUGUUGUGGGGCCACAUGACUGCCGUGCAUCACGUUGGUGGUGGAUGAGAUCGGAUACUCCAUCCCCAUGCAAUUUAGGGCUAUCAGCCCCCGGCUAAAACAUGUGGCCUCAUAGGCCUAUAGUAGUUCAGAUGGGAAAUGGAUGCUGGCAGCAGGAUUUUCUUUCGGGGCCUUUGUGGCCCUCAAAGAGUAGGAAGUGUUUCUCUCAAUUCACUGCCUGCCAAUGGGGCUGGGUUCCUCUGUGCUCAUGCAAGAGUUGCACUGCUUUGAUUGGACACAGGUAUGGAGCAGUGCCUGAUGGAAGUGAGAGAAUCCUAUAGCCCAGCUCUGACCUGUGUCUAGGUGGGUAGAAGAACUACAGCCCCCAUGGUUUUCAGCAGGCCUCCAUACCUCAGAUAAGCUUCUCUUCUCUGUCGUGGUUAGUACUAUAACCCUUGCAUGAAACAGGCCCUGGUGUGCCUUCCGGGCAACCUUCUAAUGAAUCUCGUGAAGGUGGGGCUCGAAUUGCACACAGAGAAUCAAAUGAGGAAGUUAUCUUUGAUUACCAGCAUCUUUGAUUACCAGCCAGAGCAGGUGAUUCCAGAACUCCCAACCAAUCUGUGUUUUUAGCAGAAGCUAACCUAGCGCACAAAUGUUAAGGAUUCUUACCAGAUGUUGUCGAUGAUGCGCGGCUGGAAAUGGGACUCAGAGGCUCAGAAGAGCAGAGAUUGUGUUUCUAACUGUUGUUCAGUAAAUGAAGGACCACUAAACUCCACUAAAAGUCUUUUGACUGGGGGUUUGUGUAAGGAAUGCACACUGACAUUUUUAAAGCUAUACCUUCUUUUGAAGUAUACCUGCAGUGUUUCACUUCCUGAAAUAUGAGGCUCUUUGGCUAUUGGCUGUCUGCUGGUCAGAUGACUGGACGCGUGGACUCUUUGGUCUCCCCUGUCCGUGGGCAGGAUGGCGAUCUCAUCAUGCAGUCUCUGCCGUGUUUGCGCUUUGUGUGUUGACUUCUGUGCAUUUCCCAGUGUUCACCACCAAGGCGGGAAAGGUCCAGACCAUCCCCUCCUUGACCAAACAGCUGAAGGCCAUCACUGGUGAGACAGUCAUUGGUGAGUACCUACUCCAUUGCACCAUGGUAGACGCCCUAUGCCCAAAGGGUCCAAGAGGUUUAAGUCAAGUCACUUCAUUGCACUCUUUCACUAAUAUAGGCUUCAUGGGGCUCUGUGAUUGGUUGUGGAUUUUUCCCUGCCCAUGGUUGGUUGUGUGAGCUGUCACUCGUGUCCUGCAGGUCUUCAAUAUGUGUGGGAGUACCGCAGCCCCAGUAAGUCAGUCCCGCCCCACUACCAGUGUAAACUCUGCAAGGUGAGCCAUCUGCAGACUGACAUGCUGGCUCACAUCAAGGGCUGGAAGCACUCCUUCAGAUACAUGGUGAGGCCCCGUGUGUGUGUCACUGUAAACUUUCACAGUAAAAGUCCCUGUAAAAGGCUGUUGGAACUACAGGUCUGUGUUAUGAUGCUGUAUAACUGUAUGGCCUCAUCUGUUCUCCAGAAGCAAAACCAUUCUGCCAAGAUGCCCUUUGCGGAGAAUGCUGCCACAAAGGACCAUGAAGUGAGGAAGAAGGUGAAAGAAGCAGCAGCAGAGCUGGAGAAGGCAGAGGGCAGGGGACAGCUAAAGGUGAGAAGGGGGAGAGGGCAGGGGACAGCUAAAGGUGAGAAGGGGGAGAGGGCAGGGGACAGCUAAAGGUGAGAAGGGGGAGAGGAAGAGAAGACACGGCAGACUGUUGAGAUGCGUCAGGGGGAAAUAUAUUGCUGUUGGUUAUUGACUUGAUUCUGUAUGAUCUUUCAGGUGAUUCUGAAGGAGCCCAGUGAGGUCCAAGCGUUCGCAGGACUACGUACGUCUUUCUGUUUAUUCUCAAGUUAUUGUAUGCCUGAAUCUCGUUGUGCUCAGUCUGCUUUUAGAUGUACUGUGGUUCUGACGUCUCUCCCUGUCAUCACAGGUUCAGCAAUCCCCAACAUGGGGCCUCCAGGAGGGAUGGGAACCUAGAGGACCAAAACCAGGUGAGAGCGUGUGUGGGGAGAAGUGGAAGGUGAUAAUCUCCCGUGGGCAGAUUCUGAAUGUAGACCGAGAUAAUCUGCAAGGACUGAAUGGGAUGCGUGAGAUCCGAGCAGCAUUAGUUCCGGUUUUGUGUUUUUCGUCACUGGUUAUUUGUCCGUAUCGGGAUUGGGCGAAGGCGGUGCUUAAACUGCUUUGCCUCGAGUCCUUUGCGCGUUGAGGCGGGCUUUAGUUGAGAGUUUCCAUUUGCUAGGGUUGAGACAUCCUUUUGUCGUAACUCUCAAUUUCUAACGCGUAUAAAUACAGAAGUUAAUCACGCAGCUGACCAAAUUACACAAGAUUUUACUUCCGGGUUAACAGAGAUUACUGAGGUGAUAAGACUUUUGUUGUGAGCUUGACUGGGGUAUGUUGGGAUGCAGUGUUGUUUACUAGUCCAAAUGCAUUAUUUUGUCUCCCUCCAGGUGGCAGGUUUGCAGAGCCUCUGUUCCCAGGGGAGUUCCCUCUCCAAGACGGCCUCCUCGACUACCCCAUGGGUGGUAUGGGGGGCUACUCUGACCCCCUGUCUCGCUCCAGCUUCCGAGGCUACCCUGACAAUAUAGGGGGUCAGAGGCUGGGUGGUUCAGCCGAUGGCUUUGGGCUGGGAGGGGGAAGGGACGGGGGCUUUGGCCAGGGUGGGCUGUUGGGGGAGAGUCCGGGAAGCCGCUACCCUGAGGAGUUCAGAGGGGGACAGAUGGGGAAUGGAUCAGGUCAGGGGUUGAUGGGAGCAGUACCAGAAAGCAGCAGCCUUCCCUCUACACUGCUCAAAUACCUGGUGGGUGGAACCACUUGUGUGAGACUACGCUUUCUCGUGUUAUUUAAACGUGCUGUGUGUUGAGUGUCUGAUUCCUGUGUGUAGGACAAUUUCCAGAUCGAGAAUGAGGGCGAUGCUCAGAUCGUACUGAAGGUGACACAGAAGCUGACAGACGUCCUGAUGGACUACAGACUUAGGAGUGUUUCCUCGGUAUGCAACGCACACACACACCACGCUCUAUGUCAGCUGCAGUACCAGUGUAACAUGCAGCUCUCAGGUGCUUCCUGCAACAGGAACUGGUGACGUGAGGGUAAAUGGCAGACUUGAUACAGAGCCCUGUAACCCACUUCCUGUCUGGCUGUGUGUUCAGUCACUGAUUUAUUGCUGUUGAUUAUGGCAUUACAGGGUAGUGCUCUAGAACCUUCUGUGUUCUCUCCCCAAAUGCAUCCUAACAUCCCACCUCCUCCUUACUGUGGCUAAACCUGUUCCUAUUGUACUCCCAUAGAUGUAAGGUAGAUGAUGUGAUUCAGGAAACCACAAAGAAUUCCUCAGUAGUUGGUCGCCUUUGAUGUUGUUCUUUAUUCAGUGUAUGUGCGUUUGUGUCUCCAGCAGGGUCCUAGUAUGAAGAGCAGUUCGUCGCUGGGCUCCAUGAGCUACUCCGAUUCACCCAGAAUGUCUAGCGGUAGUGACCGCUUCUCAGGUGGCCUCUCUGGGAACCUCUCCGGUACGCACAGCCUCGGUCAACAAAUUAAAUACACACACGUCCAGCCUUUUAAUGGCUGUAGUUUUGUUCAGAAAUAAUCUACAGUACAUCAGUCAUCUAUUUUAUCUCCUCUCUGCAGGCCCUUCCAGAUACUCUGAUGGUCCAUCCAGGUACUACAACUAACUGAUCCAUCCCCACGUGACACAACCAUCUUCCUGGGGUAACCCAUCCACCACCUCCGCCUCACCCCCCCAAGAUAUACCCUGAGAGUCCAUGGGGUCUGCAGCUGUCUGUCUAGCCACUGAACAGAGGAUUUGUUUUUUUUUAUAGUUAUAAUUUUCCUUCAAAGCAGAAACUCUUAAACAAUUGUGUACUUAUUAGUGCAGACUUUGUUUUUAUAAUAACUUUUCUUUUGACAUUAAUAGGUUAGACCAAAGUUUGACUUUUAGUUUUAACCAUUGUCUGUAUUCGUAUGUGAUUUUGGUAAAUAUUUUACUGGGGUUUCUUGGAUAUAUCUUGUGUUGUGUUUAGAAAUUACGUUUGAGAGAAUAAGUGUCAAAUGUUUAGGGAAAAAUAUGUUUGGAGGUAAAAGGGUUACUGACGUACUGAAUGCUGUUUAAGUUGGUCAUCCUCGUUUUCUCCACAUCCGGCUACACCUGCGGGAUCAUCUGAGA